UGCUGCUGCCGCGCUCUCGCUCGUCCGGGGGACUCCGGACACGCUCCCAGCGCCCGUCUCGGGCAAACUCUGGGUGGAUCGCAAGGUCGCCUAGCGCCAACUGGCAGCCACCCCUCAGCGCACUCACGCGCGCCGGCACCCAAGUGCUCCCACCGCCUCUCGUGCGCGCUCGCCCAGCCAGGGCGCAGGCACCGCUGGCGAGGGCGCCCCGCAGCCUUCCUAUGGCUGACCUGAGCUUCAUCGAGGAUUCCGUCGCCUUCCCCGAGAAGGAGGAGGACGAGGAGGAAGAAGAGGAGGGCGUAGAGUGGGGCUACGAGGAAGGUGUUGAGUGGGGUUUGGUGUUUCCUGAUGCUAAUGGGGAAUACCAGUCUCCUAUCAACCUGAAUUCAAGAGAAGCCAGGUAUGACCCCUCACUGCUGGAUGUCCGCCUCUCUCCAAACUAUGUGGUCUGUCGAGACUGUGAAGUCACCAACGAUGGACACACCAUUCAGGUUAUCCUGAAGUCAAAAUCAGUUCUGUCGGGAGGACCGUUGCCUCAGGGGCAUGAAUUUGAAUUGUAUGAAGUUAGAUUUCACUGGGGAAGAGAAAACCAGCGCGGUUCUGAGCACACGGUUAAUUUCAAAGCAUUUCCCAUGGAGCUCCAUCUGAUCCACUGGAACUCCACCCUGUUUGGGAGCAUCGACGAGGCCGUGGGGAAACCACAUGGCAUUGCCAUAAUCGCCUUGUUUGUUCAGAUAGGGAAGGAGCACGUAGGCCUGAAGGCUGUGACCGAGAUCCUUCAAGAUAUUCAGUACAAGGGAAAAUCCAAAACAAUACCUUGCUUUAAUCCUAACACUUUACUACCAGAUCCUCUGCUGCGGGAUUACUGGGUAUAUGAAGGCUCUCUUACUAUCCCACCUUGCAGUGAAGGUGUUACGUGGAUUUUAUUCCGAUAUCCUUUAACCAUAUCACAGCUACAGAUAGAAGAAUUUCGAAGGCUGCGGACUCAUGUUAAAGGUGCAGAACUUGUGGAAGGCUGUGAUGGGAUUUUGGGAGACAAUUUUCGACCCACUCAGCCACUUAGUGACAGAGUCAUUAGAGCCGCAUUUCAGUAGCCAGAGAGAAGAGGAAAAAGUCCAUCUUCAUCAGGGAGGAAGACAAUGGUUGUACAGUGCCCAUGGAUGAGAAAUGGAAACUUCUGAGCCCCAGCUUCAGUUAUCCUCAAAGCUUGCCUUGUUUGUCUUCAUCUAGUCCCGUUCUGAUGGACAUCUGGGACAGUUGCCUGUACACAUGCUAUAUUGAAGUAUUAGAAGAUAAAGAAAACCUCUAUUAUAUACCCAGCAUCACUGCUGCUAGUAUUCAUAUUUUUGCAUAUACUGUUUAUUGCUUAUGUGUAGAAGGAAUGAAGCUAGUUUUGAGUUGUUAUUAGUGUGAAAAUGUAUUAUGUAUUAGUAGUGAGACAGGAAAAAUACAUCCCCACCAUUAGUAGUCCUUCAUUUCCUGUCUUCAACAGAAAAAAUUUUCAUUUGGACAAUAGUAUAAUUCUUGAUAAUAAAAUCAGAGAUUGCUUUUGAUCAAGAACAUAGAGCUGUAACUGCAAUGUGAAAGAUUAGUAAGAAUCAUGACUCAUGCUAUUUUUCAGCACCCUUACCAGAAUUCAUAUCAGGCUGCUGUAUCAUGAAAAACAUUUUGAGAGUAAAUGCAACAAUAUAAUACCUUAUAUAUUAUUUAGUUAAAGGAUUUAAUUGAAUCCAUGUUUAUUUGACAGAUUUGAAGCUGUUGCUUCUAGGAAUCUGAAAAAAGUAUAAGAAAUAAAAUAGGAUAAAAAGAAGGUAGGUACAACAUACCAGGAAUAGCUUUAUUUUCCACAAAUAGAAAUAUGAAUUUAAUAGUAUGCUAUGUUAAUUUAGUGUACAGUUUUUAAGACUAAAAUAUUUUAUUCUAUGUAUUUCACUUCUGUAGUAUGCUAAGACAUUUAUUUUAAAUAUGACCAACGAUACCCUUAUUUUAAGUUACAAGAAAAUUUAAGCACAUAUUUAGUUGGAGUUGACAGAAUGAGAUAAUUUACGUAAAGCAGUAGAGUGCCUGACACAACACAAGUACUUAAUAAAUGUUGUUUGUUGUUGUUAUGACUGUUGUUAUAAAACAAAUGACUCCAAUAAUGAAGUCCCAAUUUGGAGAAAUUUUUUGAUGCAAAAUAUCUAAGCAAUAAUACAGUCAUGAAGUAACUAUGCCUUCAGGGGUUUUAGAUAUAUUGGGUAAAGGUAGUGCUAAUGGAAGCCUUAAAUACAAGUACAAAUCACAACAGAUAUCUUUGAAAACAGAAGCAAAGAAGGUUCAUCGUGUAGUCUUGGGUAGUGAGAUAAAGGACUUGAACUGUGGCAGAGUGAAGAAAGUGGGCUCUUGUGAAGAGUUGGAAUCAGUCAGUGGCCUAUGACUACUGUAGAGCAGUGUCUCUGGAGGCAGAGAGAGAAAACUUAGAUGCUUCCUUUUUGUAGUUUCUAUUAUGCAUCAGUGAGGAGAUGGCUGAACAUUGUUACAAAGCUGGUGGCUUAAACAUUUACAUCUCACAAGGCCUGUACUUCUACCACACAGGUGGCCAAACAUAGGCUGCAGGUGUAGCUACACAUGUAGUUAACAUCAAAAGAGCAGAGCUAAAGUCUUUCAUGGUGUUGUCAGUGCAAUGACUCUCCCAUCACUCUUUUGGUAGAUCAUUGUGUUCUGGUCCUGGAACAAGUCCAUGCACAGGCAUCUGCCUCUACUUCUGGUUGAACAGCCAGGUACUGUUCUUGGACUUCAGAUGCUUCCUGCAAUCUCCUACUAUCUCUCCCUAAAGUAAGCUAAGCAAACUUUACAACAGAAGCAAAUUCAAAUGACUUUCAGGAUAAUAGUCAGGUUCCUAUAUUUCACUCUCCAAAAUAUGUCCAUGAUUUUUUUUAUUACUCAAGCAAUCAAAUUUAUUUACUCUAUUUUUUAAAUCAUAAGUCUGAAAUAAACUGCAAGAUUCAGA
Messenger RNA from Lepus europaeus (European hare), 2989 nucleotides. It is a transcript of the gene CA8, whose product is annotated as carbonic anhydrase 8. Lineage: Eukaryota; Metazoa; Chordata; Mammalia; Lagomorpha; Leporidae. The transcript has 9 exons. Gene Ontology annotation, molecular function: carbonate dehydratase activity; zinc ion binding. The record is from RefSeq and is a predicted model, not a curated record. Bases 222 to 1094 code for a protein of 290 amino acids.